CAGCCCCGCGGGGAAGGGAGGGAAGGAAGGGAGGGAGACGGACGGACGAGUCGGUCGGGCGGCCGCAGCAGAAGCGGAGAGCUGAGGCGGCUCUAGAGGAGGUCGCGCUGCCCCGCGGCUGCCUCGAUUUGGCUGGGAGAAGGUUGGCCGCCGCCGCCGCCGCUUCCCGAAGACUCUUCCCUACAAGCGCAGAACACAGAGGCAGGAAGAAGCUUUGAAUGGACAGUGAUUAAUGAUACAAUGAAGGCCUGGAGUGAUAGUCAGUCAGACCUUUAUAGCAGUGACCUAGAGGAAGAGGAAGAAAUGAUUUUUGGAGAAAACGAAGAAGACUUGGAAGAGAUGAUGGAUUUAAGUGAUCUUCCUACCUCACUCUUUGCUUGCAGUGUUCAUGAAGCAGUAUUUGAAGCUCAAGAGCAAAAGGAAAGAUUUGAAGCACUUUUCACAGUCUACGAUGCUCAUGUUACAUUCCAGUUAUUUAAAAGCUUCCGAAGAGUAAGGAUAAACUUUAGCAAUCCAGAAGCAGCAGCCAGAGCACGGAUAGAACUCCACGAGACAGAUUUCAAUGGGAAAAAACUGAAGCUAUAUUUUGCCCAGGUUCAGGUGCCCAGUGAAGUCGGAGAAAAAGCUUACCUUUUGCCCCCCCAACCUGUCAAACAGUUCCUGAUCUCUCCUCCUGCAUCCCCACCCGUCGGAUGGAAGCAGAGUGAAGAUGCUACUCCUAUGAUAAACUAUGACUUGCUUUGCGCUGUUUCAAAAUUGGGGCCUGGGGAAAAGUACGAGCUUCAUGCUGGGACCGAAUCCACUCCGAGCGUCGUGGUCCAUGUGUGUGAAAGUGAAACUGAAGAAGAAGAUGAAGUGAAAAACCCCAAGCAGAAGAUAGUGCAAACUCGGCGCCCGGACCCACCACCCGCCUUAAUAAGCGAAACAAAAACUCUUGAAUGUAUGCUAGAAGUAGGAGGUGGGAUGCACUACUGAUGCGAAAUAUUUAAUCAUGGCAGUGGAUGAUUACUCCCAUUUGCAUUGCUGCAUCCUGCAUAGCAGCAACGGACUCCUCUUGCUGUCAUCUCACAUCAAGAAGACAUUUUGAAGAGCACUUUAAUUUUUAAGGUCAACUUCCAAGAUGUAGCAAAUCCACUAGGCUGCCAAUCCUAGGAGAGUGCCAUUUCUGGUAAUCAGUGUUACCAUCCUCUUGGUGUUUGUAAGGCCGAAGGAACUUGGCUGCUGCCAUUUAUAUGGGCUACCACAUGGUUUUGUAUGUGAGUCUCUCAUGCAUAUUUUUUGUGUGCUGAUGUAUACCAUGAAUCUGAUUCACUUGAUGUUCUAAGUAAUCUAGUGACAAAUUAUACAUGUAAUGUACAAUGUACAUUGUUAUCAGUAGGAGAAUCUCAAAACUGUUUUUGAGGUGAUAGAAUCAAAUAUUCAAGCAGGUUUGUUUUUGUGGUUUCUGGGUUUGGUUUGGUUUUUUUUCCUUAGAGAUGCCAUAGUUGUGUGUGUUGAAUGUCAAGGUAUUCUUGUGAAUUGGUGUAAGACAAAACAAAAACAAAUCGGGAGUUGUAAUAGUUCUUUUCUGCCCACUGCAAUUAGGAAAUUUUUAAAAAAUUGAAAUGCCUAUAAGGAUACAGUGGAGAAUGGAUUCAUUACCUUUGGAGCACAUCUUCUAAUCUAUAGUUUUCCAGCUAUUAUGGUUAUGUCCUA
Ahaetulla prasina is the source of this 1695-nucleotide messenger RNA. RefSeq names its product RCAN family member 3 (gene RCAN3). Gene Ontology annotation, biological process: calcium-mediated signaling. Gene Ontology annotation, cellular component: nucleus; cytoplasm. NCBI's taxonomy places the organism in Eukaryota, Metazoa, Chordata, Lepidosauria, Squamata, Colubridae. The coding region runs from base 241 to 975 and encodes 244 amino acids. The transcript has 5 exons. The record is from RefSeq and is a predicted model, not a curated record. Gene Ontology annotation, molecular function: nucleic acid binding; calcium-dependent protein serine/threonine phosphatase regulator activity.